GCUUCUUUCAUUCUCUAUAAAUAGUAAUAAGAUGGUGAAAUAAUAUUAAUCCACAAUCACUAAUUCACCAACCACAAACAACAACAACAUCAAUAAAAACAUUAGAUUUCUUGCCUAUUAAAAAAAAAUAUAUCAACAAAAACAUUAUGAGUACUGAAAAUGUACAAGAUAGAAAACAUUAUGUUCUUGUUCAUGGUGCUGGCCAUGGAGCUUGGUGUUGGUACAAGGUAAAGCCAAUGAUAGAAUCUUCUGGUCAUUUGGUCACUGUAAUCGAUCUUGCAGCUUCUGGAAUCAACUCAAAGAAAAUUGAAGAUGUUGAUACAAUUUCAGAGUAUUCUGAACCUUUGUUGGAGUUAAUGGCCACAAUUCCAACUAAUGAAAAGGUGAUUCUUGUGGGUCAUAGCUUUGGAGGACUUAGCAUUGCACUUGCUAUGGAACAAUUUCCAGAAAAUAUUUCUGUUGCUGUUUUCUUAACAGCUUUUGUUCCUGAUAUUCAACAUAAACCAUCUUAUGUUAUGGAAAAGUAUCUUGAGAGUAUCCCUGCGGCUGAUUGGUUGGAUACAGAAUUCUCCCAGAGUGGAAACAAAACAGCAAUAUCCUUUGGUCCCAAAUUUUUAUCUAAUAGGCUCUAUCCACGCUCUUCCCCUGAGGAUCUUGAAUUGGCCAAGAGUUUAGUAAGGCCAUCGUCCCUCUUUAUGGAAGACUUGACUCAGCAAAACAACUUAUUCUCCAAACAAGGUUAUGGGUCAGUUCCAACUACUUUUAUUCGUUGCAAUGGAGACACUUCAAUUCCAUUGAAUUUUCAACUCUGGAUGAUCCAAAAUGCUGGCAUUAAUCAUGUAUUUGAGAUCAACGACUCAGAUCAUAUGGCAAUGAUUUCUAAGCCACAACAAGUAUGUGAUUCUCUCUAUCAGAUAGCUGCUAAAUACGCAUGAAGUCAUGGACUAUAAUAGCCUUUGGCUUUAUUUAUUGGAUUUCAAUUUUAUUUGUAUUCGAAUAAAGGAAUGGAUAAGUGGCUUGCAUUGCAAUUUCUGUUUAUUUCUCCAUGCAUGUAUGUUAUAUACAACUUACUUCAUAAGUAUUAUGGAUAA
Vicia villosa (hairy vetch) is the source of this 1091-nucleotide messenger RNA. Its product is annotated as salicylic acid-binding protein 2-like. The transcript has 3 exons. Bases 147 to 935 code for a protein of 262 amino acids. The record is from RefSeq and is a predicted model, not a curated record. Lineage: Eukaryota; Viridiplantae; Streptophyta; Magnoliopsida; Fabales; Fabaceae. Gene Ontology annotation, biological process: salicylic acid metabolic process; jasmonic acid metabolic process. Gene Ontology annotation, molecular function: methyl indole-3-acetate esterase activity; methyl jasmonate esterase activity; methyl salicylate esterase activity.